Messenger RNA from Eleginops maclovinus (Patagonian blennie), 511 nucleotides. RefSeq names its product corticoliberin (gene crha). NCBI's taxonomy places the organism in Eukaryota, Metazoa, Chordata, Actinopteri, Perciformes, Eleginopidae. The transcript is spliced from 2 exons. The record is from RefSeq and is a predicted model, not a curated record. Gene Ontology annotation, cellular component: extracellular region. Bases 71 to 397 code for a protein of 108 amino acids. Gene Ontology annotation, molecular function: hormone activity.
AGCCGCUCCAGUUUCUCUGUUCAUCUGAAGACAGCAGCAGUGUGCAGUGUGCAGUGUGCAGAGUGUGGAGAUGAAGCUGCUGCUUUGGCUCGUGGUUCUGCUCGUCCCCCCCCGCCCUACGGACUGCCUCCCCCUCCUCCCUCGCCCCCUGCUGCUUCACCUGGGGGAGGAGCUUUCCCUCCGUGUAGGGGGGGGCUCCCCUGCCUCUUCCAAGGGAGGAGAUCGCGCUCUGCUGCAGGAAGGGGGGGUGGAGAAGGGGAAGAGGUCGGAGGAGCCCCCCCUCUCCCUGGACCUCACCUUCCACCUGCUGAGGGAGGUGCUGCAGAUGGCCCGGAACGAGAGGCUGAACCAGCAGGCCAGCAGCAACCGCGCCAUCAUGGACAGCUUCGGGAAGUGAACCCCCCCCAGGAUCCCCCCACCGAAGCCCCCUCCCACAGACUCCUGGAGCCCUCCCAGCCUCCUGAAGCCCCACCACAGACUCCUGGAGCCCCCCCAGAGACUCCUGGAGCCC